Molecule: messenger RNA, 642 nt
Organism: Mollisia scopiformis
Lineage: Eukaryota; Fungi; Ascomycota; Leotiomycetes; Helotiales; Mollisiaceae
Exons: 1
Coding region: 1-642 (213 amino acids)
Source: RefSeq, a predicted model, not a curated record
AUGUCGGCGGAAGCACCCCCUCUCGAUGCUAAUCAACUCCGAGUUGAAUGGGGGAGCCAUAAACCAGUAUCUAAAGCCUCCGAUUUUGUUCGCCUUCGUUGUGCUCUCCUUAAUGCUCUUACCUCCAGAACGACUUCGACCUCUUCAGACUCCAAGAGACUUCUACAUCUUGCUGUCGAUGUACACGAGGAAGGACCAUAUUUCACCAACGAAUUCAAGCUGUGCUGGCUUGUCGAAAUUCCAAACUCAUCUCAACUCUUCAAGUCAUACGGCAUGGGAAGAGCCUGCGAGUCUGGUCCUAUCUCUUUUCGCGUCUUCACCACGAUGAGGGAAAUUGAAAAUAAAUCAUUCUACACGAUAUGGGCAGAAGCUGAAGCUCGAAACAUUAGAAAUCAACGGACCAAGAGAGUCGAUCACGAUGGAAAAGAAAAGUUUCUGACAACUACUGUCAUUUUCAAUUGGCCAGGAUCCGUGGAAGGAGAUCUCGUACAAAAACUCGACUGGUCUUGCAUUGCGAAUCUCAUAUCACAUUACGCCAAGAUCGGAUUCAACACUGACGGAGAACCUGCAUGUGAUGACAUAGUUAUGGAAAGGUUAUUUGAGAAUAUCAAUCCAUCGAAGGAGCAAGGGUAUCGCUCCUAA